Molecule: messenger RNA, 1283 nt
Organism: Theobroma umbraticum
Lineage: Eukaryota; Viridiplantae; Streptophyta; Magnoliopsida; Malvales; Malvaceae
Product: translation initiation factor
Source: RefSeq, a predicted model, not a curated record
GAGAAGAGAAAGGAAAUUCAAAAGAAGAAAGCGGGACUAUCCUCUCAAGAACAAAUCCGCCCACUUCCACGCCUCGUCCAAAUUUCUUUCUUUAAAUUUGUAAUUUUCGUUUUGGUUAUUUAUUUCUGUUCUUCUUAAUGAAUUAGCGAAUGUAUUCCUUGAUGACUCGACGGCUUUGUUGUUAAUUUCCUUUUUCAUUCAAUUCUACCGCCAGUCGCUCUUUACCGUCGAGCAAUCCGCUGAAUUGGGGUUUGCCCCCUAAAUUUUCUUUUUCAAAAUUUAAAUCUCGAGAGUUUAUGUGCUUAGUCUACUUCAGGCGACAAACCCAGAAAUACUCAGUGUAAAUGGCGAAACGUAGAGCCAAAAGAACUGGUAAAGAGGUUCCAGCAUCAGCUGAACGCAGAGUAGAGGACGAUGACAAAAAGGGGAGCCGAAUUGAGGAGAAUAAAGAGGGAUUAAUCGACCAGGAAGUUGAACGGCAAUGUGCUGCGAUUAGGGCUAUCCGGGAUGUGGAAAUUGAACAUAUGCUGACUGCAUUGCGUUUACUACGCUCAUAUUGUAGUGAGGAGCAGCUGCAAACACCUGCAUUGCAAUUUUUCAAUGAAAAUCUUCCAAAUCUGUCAGUUGUAAGAAAUGCGGAAAAUGGACAGUUUGAAGUGCGGUGGAAACACGAAGAUGGUAACAUAUCCGUUCAUAAUGCGGAUGGAAGAGACAUACAUUCUUCUCUUUUACAUCGCAUGUCCAUAGCUUAUCCUCACGACGUUGGUAUUCCUUCUUUUGGUGGCUUUGAGUUGACAACUGAAACAGAAAGAACAAGCCUUCUACAGGGUGACAAUCUGCAGAUCAAGGACUUUCUUUUGGAAGGGACAUCGGACAAUCAGACGUUUGGAAUGCAUGAUGCUCUUCGAACUCCUGGGGUGACCAGCCAAAGGUUAUCAAUUGGGAUGACACCCAAAACUCUGAGGUUGCCUAAGCCUGGGGAGAUGCUUCUUUCUGUCCAUGGCUCACCUCUUGGUGUGUACAAGGAGGAUAAUAUGGAAGCUAUACGUGAGUCAGAGGAGGGGUGAUUGACUUCAAACUGUUCAGCCAGUUAUGAUGGUUAAAUCUAUUCAACUAGUGCAGGAAAUUUAUAAUGGCCCUUGCCUCAUUGUUCACCUGGUUAUUAUUGUAACUCACUGAUACUUUUGAAGAUGACCUUGCUCGUGUAGGAUGAUAGGAUCUCUGUUAUGAUAUCUUCCUUGUAAUCACAGAUAAGUUUAGAGCUGCUUUGCCAUAUUAAUCAA